This is a messenger RNA of Salvelinus sp. IW2-2015, 5765 nucleotides long. RefSeq names its product homeobox protein Nkx-2.2a. Gene Ontology annotation, cellular component: nucleus. Gene Ontology annotation, molecular function: RNA polymerase II cis-regulatory region sequence-specific DNA binding; DNA-binding transcription factor activity, RNA polymerase II-specific. The record is from RefSeq and is a predicted model, not a curated record. NCBI's taxonomy places the organism in Eukaryota, Metazoa, Chordata, Actinopteri, Salmoniformes, Salmonidae. Gene Ontology annotation, biological process: regulation of transcription by RNA polymerase II; cell differentiation.
UCACAUCUGCAAACACUGUCUUCAUCCACUUGACUCCCAAGACCCGCCCACACGUGGCCAACCUUUUGCGUUUUUAAUGCUUUUUCACUGCAGGUUCAUCUGUUGAGACCAACCUUAUAUGGGCUGAUCGGACCGGUAAUGGCUUAUUUCUCCGUAGCACCCAGCAGUAGCACAGUAUCAAUGAGACAGAUAUAGCACUUCAGCCACUUUGGCAUUCUUCCUGGACUUACAGAACUGAUUCCUCUACUACUUGGAUAGGCAAUGGUUAUCGACAGAGGCUCAUGAUUUUCUUUUAAUAGUUCAAGGUAAAACAGCACUGAGAUAUAAUUUUUUUCUGAACUGCGAUUGUGUUUUGUGUUUUAAAGCAGCGGAUUGCCAAACUGGUGCAGCAAAUUUCCAGCAUACAUUUCCCCAGAAUAUGUCGUUGACCAACACAAAGACGGGCUUUUCUGUGAAGGACAUUUUGGACCUCCCUGACACGAAUGAUGAAGAAGGAUCUAUCACUGGACCGGAGGAAGAUAACGAGGGAUCGGAGACGACAAAACCCACUGGAGUUUUGGUACAAAGUCCGCUAGAAAACGUUCAAAAUCUGCCUAUAAAGAACCGCUUUUAUGAUAGUAGUGACAAUCCUUACACAAGAUGGCUUGCCACCACAGACACUAUCCAAUAUUCACUGCAUGGUCUUUCAGCAAGUUCUCAAGACUCAGCCAAGUCCCCAGAACCCUCUGCGGACGAAUCGCCAGACAAUGACAAGGAAACGUCAAGCAACGGCAGCGACUCCGGUAAGAAGCGAAAAAGAAGAGUGCUGUUUUCCAAGGCACAGACGUACGAACUUGAGCGUCGAUUUAGGCAACAGAGAUACCUAUCCGCGCCAGAGAGAGAACACCUCGCGAGUUUGAUUCGCCUGACACCAACUCAAGUGAAAAUUUGGUUCCAGAAUCAUCGGUACAAAAUGAAGAGAGCGCGCGCUGAAAAAGGUAUGGAAGUGACCCAUCUCCCCUCUCCCCGGCGGGUGGCCGUGCCUGUCUUAGUCAGGGAUGGAAAGCCUUGUCAUACUCUUAAAGCUCAGGACUUGGCGGCCACUUUUCAGGCUGGAUUCCCCCUCUCGGCGUAUAGCGCCCAGACCCUUCAUCAAAUGCAAUAUAAUGCUCAGUACUGCGCCGCCACCACGCCACAAUUCCCUUCAGCACAUCACUUGGUGCAAACGCAACAGUGGACUUGGUGAACUAGUUGAGACUGACGGGGCUGCCGUUUAGGAGCACGAUAGGGAUUUCACUAGAAAAUAAAGACUUUUCAUUUUGCAGCUUGACCCAUAUCUACCAUUUUUUCGGGGCUAAUAUGUGCGCCGUGUUUACAUGUUUUCGUUAAGAGAACUGGGUCCAGCCUCUCCCGAGAUUUAAGAAUGUCAAUGCUCUUGUGAAAUUUUGUACAGUAUGUUUGUGUGUUGUAGAUAUGUUUUAUUUUUGUCCUUCGUGUUAUAAGCACGUGCAAAACCACUUUAUAAUUAUGGAAUAUUUUAUUUCUUGCUUCUUUUACAAUGGACCGAAAAUAUUUAUGGCCAUGAAUAAACAUUGGCAACUUUUAGCUUUUUCCCCUUUGUUUUUGUUUUUUGUAAAUACUUUGUGGUAAUUGUUUGCAACCUAGAAACAUGUCAGGAUCGUAUACGUGGAGAUAUACAUAUUUCCAAUUCAAAAAGGAGGAAGAAUUUCUGGCGUAAUUGUCAUGACUGUCUAACAGAGCCCAUAUUAUUAUGUGAAUAACAGUUAAAUCGCGCGCUGAUGGGGAAAUAUCCCAAUUUUUAUAAGGAUUUUAAUAAAAUGCUGUGUUUCAGAAAUUACGUUUUGGUUUGCGUGUCUUAAUACGUCCUAUUUGAUUUAUUGAAUACAUAAGCUAAACAUUGUUCAUGUGAUGCAUGGCAGCCUAUACGUGUUUUGUAAAGUGGCACAGAAAGCAGGUGAAUUUAUGUUUCGCGCACUUAAAUUAUUGAUUUUUUAACCUAAAUUAAUCCGUCUAAAUGUUCUGAAUUUGGACACGUCAGUAAUAAGGAGGCUAAAGUCACUUGUGAAAUGGGGCUAAAAUCCACUCACUUAGCCUAAUAUAAGAGGGCUUCUUCAGCUAAGAAGCUUUUGAGUCAAAAGCUCUCAUUUUCAAGGUCUCGAACUCCUCUCGGAUUGGGGUGUGAAGUGGUAGGCCUAUAUUUUAAAAACGGAUUUAAUGCAAAGACGUUAUAAUUUUACGCACGGUUUUACGCUCGUCGUUGUUGUCAAACAAACACAACCCGUGAAAGGAAUAUCAAUCAAGUUACGUAGUCUUCAAUAUCCCUUGUUCUAUGUUAGCUUAUGCUUUAGCUUUUUGUAGAUGCAGGCCUAUGGAUGGAUGGGCUGUGGAUGUGUAUCCAAAAUAGCUAUCUUAAACAGUGUACCAAAGUAGUCGACACAAUAACCCAAUGGGUCCCAAGUGAAUCACAGAGCGCAUUGUGAUUAUCAGACCCAAUUUAGUAAGUUGGGUAAAUAUGAUUACCUUUGGCAAAAUCUUAACUGCAUUGUUUUUGACCCAGCACCGAGAUCUUAUAGAACAGAUGCUAGAGCCGCCCUCACUAUCAUUGAACAAACAGCUAAAUUGACACCAAUUGCUAAUUAUUUACAGAAUCCUAUCUCAAGGGGCCACUGCUUUUGGUCCAGUCUACAGAGACUCAAUUUGUUUUCUUCAGAGAGGCUACAAUGUUUACAUUUGCAAGCUGUGCUGCUGACGUAUUCCCUGAUAUUAUUCGUUGCUCUAUUAACUAUGUAAUAGUAUUACUACAAGCUAAUGGCGGUGUUGUAUCACAUUCUUUAUUCACAAUUAAGUUGUUGUUUAUAGGCUAUAAAAAUAGUUUUUCAAUGGAAAUAGCCAUCCUUCAAUGACCUAUAGGCUAAUAGUUUCGAUUUCAUACAGCACCAUUGGGCUCCUUACCCAUGGUGCUACAAUUUUGAUCGCAGACGUGUGGAAGUGGGAAUGAUAAAUAAAUGGAAGUACAAUUUAUAGCAGUUGAUUUUCAUUUAUAACAUCAUUUUUUUCUAGAUUAUUGUUGCUUUCAUUUGGCUAUACGCCUAUACCCUCGAGUGAAAUAACAGCUUGAUGUAAAAAUAUGACACUAAUGUUAGGCUACUAUACAACUAGACUAUACAAGUAGGCUACAAUAAUACAUCCUAAAAACACCCAUCGCUCUAGCAACCUGCGUAAGAGCGCUGACAUCAUUUGAGUCUACUUAAGUCAAUAAAACAUGUUGAUUUCUGUCUGGCCCUAACCCCGAUGGCCAGAGAUUUAGCACUGUGACGAGGCAGUUUUGUGCAGUCUAUCGUUGCACAAUAUACAGUACACCACACAAAAAGCACACAAAGGCGUAGGGCCAGUUGUCGUGGAUGUUAGAGGCGUGCAUAUUAACGAGGAUCCAGAGUGGAAGUGCAGACAGUGUGUGGAUAGAGAGCCUGUCAAAGUUUCUUGGUGCUAUUCAAUUCCUUUAUCUUGACCAGUGCAUCCCGGAGUCAGGGAGAUGUAUCCUUGGUUUUUUGUCGUGCCUGUCAGUUAGUGCCAUUGUGAUCCUUGUUGUACACGUUGUAUCCCAUAUGGACAGCUGGGCUCCGGCAAGGAGAAAAGGAUCCCUCACAAAACCCAAAUUGUGUCCAGCUCUCAAAUAAAGCAUUGUUGUCUAAAAGAAAAACGAAUUAAAAAUUCGUGCUAUAUCUAUUCUGGGAAAAAGAACCCACAUUCACAGAUAACAGGGGGUCCUUCUUCCUCGAUAGAGCUACGCUAACAACAGCCCUCUCAUUUCUCUUUCUCUCUCUCUCGUUUCCCUCGAUCCUCCCAGCUCAAAGAGUGAGUAUUGUCUGUCCCCAAAAGUGUGUGGUCACUGGGCAGCAAAACUAUUUUAAAACUCCUAAUUUCGAGCAGUCUUAUUUCCUGUUAGCUUUGUAUCAGUGUCAUGGACAGCAUAUUUCUGAUCUCCAUGGAAAAUAUCUGACUUGAUUUAUAUACCAUGACACGAGACAAGACAUUUAGGAAUUCUGGAAUCUGCAUGAAAUAAUAAUUUCCCUGAGCUUUAUCCGUUUAAUUUUCCAGACGUUUCCAUUCACUUGAAGACACGUUAUAGACUAUGAAUGCGUAAUUAUCAUCUUAUAUGGGCAUUUUAAAACACUUACAGGACUAGUUUUUAGAGUAUAAACGUGUAGUUUUCAACAAUGACUAUACUAUGAAUACAAUAGGCCAACAAAUAGAUAAGAGAGAGCAAGGGAUAUUGGUUCUGAAUUUAAAUUUGUUCUUGUAAAUCUAGUCGGAAUCAGGCCUAAAUGUAUUUCAACGAUAACUAUAGGCUUCCUUGUUUAUUUAUUAAUUUUGUUUGUUGCCCUUGACCUUGGGAUAAGAAUUUAAUAUAAUAAAGACAGGUCUCCAUGCAGACAAAAAGCGAAUUAUUCUCGAUAAUAAUGACUAAUAGGACAUAGCUCACCAAGAUUCAGCAUUAGACACAUUUGUUGUUGUUUUUUGUUCUAUGUCAGAGAGGGCAUUAUUAUCAAGGCGAUUACUCAUUCCCAAGAGCAUGCACAAUCUUAUCUUUUGAUGGCAAAAGUUACUAUUGCAUAUGUUCAAGGUUCAUCACAUUAUGUUGUUUUUUUAUAUGGAAGUGUGCACGCACACCUCAAACCCAGGUAGAAAUAUUAUCCAUGAUGCACAUGCACCUUGGCAUCCAACUUUGGUUCUUAUAUCCUGAUUAAUACACGAGGUAAUGCAGCUUUUCAAUGCCAGAACAGUAUAAGCGCUAUGUUUAUCUGAAAUUGCUUUAGGAUGCACUAAGAAACUCAACAACAUUAAAACAAACAUAUCGGUGUGUGCACCGUAGCUCACCCCGUGGAUAAUGCUAUUAUAUGCUUUAGAAUAGAAUACUUCAGGAAAUAUGCACUUGGGACUGUGUGGGUCUUCGUCAUCCUGACCGUUUGAACCUCGACAUAAAUCAUUCUGGAUCGUGUACAUCUCCAAAUAAACGAGGAUUUCAAAGCUAUAAUAAGCGGAGCUUUCAUUUAAAGGAAGCAAUCUAGUUUUAUUGCCUUAAAGAAGAUCCAGAUUAGAUUCGCCUACCGCCGUGGCACAUUGCAGAUAUUAAAGAGAGAGAGAAAGCGAGCGAGAGAGGAAAAAAUAGGAAAUAUAACCGUUACACCUAGUUGCCACCAGAUGGAAGUAGAGGUCUAUAGUUUGGAUCUACAUUGAGCCCUUGUCCUCAAAACGAAUAGGCAGUAUUAUCAUUAUAAUUUACUACAUUUGAAUAUUAUUUUACUUAUUGAUCAUUAUGGUGCCUUUUAAAAAUAACAAUCAUGGGCUUAUUAAAAAUUGGUUGAAUUAGAAACAAAGACAAGCUUGGUGUAGCCUACAAUAUUUCAAUGACAUGCAUUCCAAUAUUAUAUUGCACUUUUGAAAAUAAAACCAAUUAUGCACUCUCAUUAAAAGAGAGAGAGAGAGAGAGAGAGAGAGAGACUCCACAGUGUGGCGCAAUUGGAUUAUGAAAGGAAUUUUAACGAACAUAGUUUCAACAUUUUCCAUAUCAUUGAUUGCCAUAUGCAUGAAAUUGAUUGAUAUUUUUGAUUAUUGUAGCACCGAGGACAUUUAAAGGGCAAUUACAACAUGCAAUUGUCAAUACGUUGGUGGAAUUUAGAGGUUGAUUGUGAAUAUCAUAUUUUGAUAGAUAGUUGCCUAUGUGUUCAGGGGUGGAAUUGGAUAAAGUAAUUCCUGGAAACUGA